AUGAAAAGAAGAGGUGAUGUAAAGUGCUUCAAAGUUAGAAGAAACUUUCAACAAGUCUUGCCCAUUACUUUAUUGGGUAAGUGUACGCAUUGUGCGAAGAAUUCGGCUCGAUUUGUCCCCGAUAGUCAGUUCGGUAGUCGAGAACUACCACAGAACUUCCUGCCAGAAGCUAUGAGUGCCAGUUCCACAAUUUUAUCCGGCAGGUCGAUCGGUGUGUCAACCGAAUAUGAUUUACAGUACGUGCCUCAAAAGGUAGUAAAAGGGCAAGCUUUAGCUGAUUUUGUAGCUGAUCAUCCUAACAUGUUAAUGGAAAAGGAUGAAUUUGAGAUACAUAUGAUUGAAAUAAAACCAUGGAAAUUAUCAUUCGAUGGUUCUAAAACUGACAGAGGGGUUGGAGCAGGCAUAGUUUUUACAUCUCCGAAAGGGGAACUUUUACAGUUUUCUUUUCAGUUAGAUGAAAGUAGGAUUUUAACUAAUAAUCAAGCUGAGUAUGAAGCUUUGAUUAUCGGUUUAGAGAUUGCAAAAGAAUUGAAUAUUAGAUAUUUAAAUGUUACGGGGGAUUCACAAUUGAUGAUUCGACAAAUAACAGGUGAAUAUAAGUGCAAUCAUCAUUUGCUAGAAUUACAACUGCAGAAAGUUAAAAUUCUUGUAUCAUAUUUUGAUGAAGUACAGUUACAACAUGUUUAUAGGUUAGAAAAUGGUGAUGCUAAUCAAAUGGCACAAAUUGCUUCUGAAAUUAGGAUUCCAGAAGGACAAAAUGAAAAAUUAAUAAGAGUCCAAAAGAGAUUCUUGCCUUUCUCUAUCGAAAGAGAUAGGAAUGAUUUUGAUAUUAUGGAACUAAAUUUGGUUGAUGAUUGGAGAGUUCCAAUAAAGAAAUUCCUAGAGAAAUCAAGUGAAAAAACAGAUAGAAAUAUAAAGCAAAGGGCCAUUAACUAUGUUAUAAUAGGCAAUGAUUUAUUUAGAAAAUCUUUAGAUGAAGUAUUAUUGCUUUGUAUUGCUAAACCCCAAACAAUGAUGGUUAUGGGAGAAGUUCAUGAAGGAACUUGUGGUUCUCAUCAAUCUGGAGACAAAAUGAAAUGGCUACUUAAAAGAUAUGGCUAUUAUUGGCCAACAAUAAGGAAAGAUUGCUGGGCGAUUGAUAUGAUUGGAGAAAUAAUUCCUCAUUCUUCUCAACAACAUGAGUAUGUAAUGGUAGCUACUGAUUAUUUUACGAAAUGGACAAAAGCUAUCCCAUUGAAGAGUGUAGCACAAAAACAGGUAAUUGAUUUCAUUGAGUAUAUUUUCUGUCGAUUUGGUUUUCUUGAAACAAUUACGGUAGACCAAGCAUCUGUGUUCAAUGGUCACGAAGUAAUGACUUAUGUUAGUUCAUAUGGAGUAAAAAUCUUGAAUUCUUCUCCUUAUUAUGCCCAAGCAAAUGGGCAAGUGGAAUCUACUAAUAAAAUUAUUAAGAAUACUCUAUCUAAAAUGAUAACUGAUAAUCCCAGAGAAUGGCAUGAUUUAUUGCCGAAAGUGUUAUGGGCUUACAUGACUUCAAAAAGGGAAAGCACGAGAGCUACACCAUAUGAGUUAGUAUAUGGCCAAGCUGCAGUAUUACCUGUUGAAAUUAAUGUUACAUCUCAUAAAGUUGCUAGGCAUUAUGACCCAAAUAAUUUUGAUUUCGAAGAAGCAAUGUAUAAAGAGUUAGAUGGACUAGAAGAGUCCAGAAUAGAUGCUUUAAAUAAUAUAUAA
This is a messenger RNA of Rhododendron vialii, 1728 nucleotides long. RefSeq lists its product as uncharacterized. Gene Ontology annotation, molecular function: nucleic acid binding; RNA-DNA hybrid ribonuclease activity. Gene Ontology annotation, biological process: DNA integration. Lineage: Eukaryota; Viridiplantae; Streptophyta; Magnoliopsida; Ericales; Ericaceae. The transcript has 3 exons. Bases 1 to 1728 code for a protein of 575 amino acids. The record is from RefSeq and is a predicted model, not a curated record.